This is a messenger RNA of Photinus pyralis (common eastern firefly), 1478 nucleotides long. RefSeq names its product guanine deaminase-like. Gene Ontology annotation, cellular component: cytosol. The record is from RefSeq and is a predicted model, not a curated record. NCBI's taxonomy places the organism in Eukaryota, Metazoa, Arthropoda, Insecta, Coleoptera, Lampyridae. The transcript has 7 exons. Bases 157 to 1461 code for a protein of 434 amino acids. Gene Ontology annotation, molecular function: zinc ion binding; guanine deaminase activity. Gene Ontology annotation, biological process: guanine metabolic process.
AUACCUAAUCGAGUCGGUUAAAGGUCAAAAAGAUUCUAAAAGAAAUGAGAGAUUAUUGCGGUCAGUCACAUUCACUUUAGUUUCCGCCACAAAAUCGUAUUCGGUCGUUUUCCAACUUUAAAUGAGAUAGCUGAGUAUUUCUAAAAAAACAGGCCUAUGGCGUUUUCCACUGAUGUCAUAUUUGUGGGAAACAUUAUCCAUUGUGAUAAACCUUUCAACGUGCGCGUUCUCGAAAAAGGUUUUAUUGCUGUUAGGGAUGGAAAGAUAGCUUCCAUCGACUGUUUCGAAAAAUUAGAAAACUACAGGAAAACAGCGAAAAAUGUAUCUACGAUACAGUUAAAAAAUUCACAAAUUCUGAUUCCAGGUUUAAUUGAUACCCACAUACACGCUUUCCAAUACCCUAUUAUAGGUAUUGGAAUGAACGUUUCACUUUUUUCUUGGUUGGAUGAGCAUAUUGAUAAGCUGGAACAGAAAUUCAGAGACUUGGAAUAUGCAAAGAAAGUGUUCGAUGCCAUUGUGAAAAAAUUAUUGUCUUAUGGAACAACAACAGCAUGUUAUAACGCUACGACCUGGACGGAUGCAACUUUAGUCCUAGUCGAUUCCGCCAUUAAGUACGGGCAAAGAGCGUUGGUUGGUAAAGUUAACGUGACUGUGGGCAUGCCUGGACAUUUAGUUGAAACACUUGAAGAAUCUAUUAGAGACACUAAACGAUUAAUUAACGAAAUAGCGAAAAGAAAGACUGAACUGGUGCAACCGAUAAUUACGCCAGGGUCCGCGUUGAAUGUGACCACGAAAGACAUACCGUUUUUUGUAGAAUUGGCGAAAAAGUAUAAUUUAAAUAUACAGGCACACAUGAAUGAGACUAUAGACGGAAUAAAACAGUUGGAAAGCAGGCCAGGAGAUGUUCACAAAAAUUUUACACAUACACAUGAAAUUCUCACCGAGAAAAGCCUUUUUGCACACUGCGUUCAUAUGACAAAAGAAGAGAUACAAAAAUUGGCCGACAGUGGAUCAGCUAUUGCUCAUUGUCCAGAUUCAAACUUUAACCUACUAUCGGGAAUUUGCGACGUGCGCGCUUUUAUUGAAGCUGGCGUCAAAGUUGGAUUGGGAACAGAUGUAUCUGCGGGAUGUUCGUUGUCAAUAAUGAACGCCAUGCGCUAUGCCAUAACGGCUUCGACCGCACUUUCGUUCUCUAAAAAAGGGUACAAACCACUCAACUAUUUCGACGCUUUUUAUUUGGCAACCCUUGGAGGAGCUAAAGCAUUGUCCAUGGAUGACAAGAUUGGGAAUUUUGAAGUAGGCAAAGAGUUUGAUGCUUUGAUUGUUGAUUUAGAUGUCCAGAAUGGGCCAGUUGAUAUUUUUGGAGAGCAUACGGCACUGGAGUUGUUUCAGAAAUUUAUUUUCACAGGUGAUGAUCGUAAUGUAACCGCGGUAUAUGUAGCUGGAAACAAGGUUAAAUAAAGCAUAUUUACUAAUUA